Molecule: messenger RNA, 199 nt
Organism: Ilex paraguariensis (yerba mate)
Lineage: Eukaryota; Viridiplantae; Streptophyta; Magnoliopsida; Aquifoliales; Aquifoliaceae
Source: the annotation of a GenBank genome assembly
GCCGACCAUGGGAAAUAUAAUGAGGCUCUCUUGGCUAACUUGAAUUUGAAAACCAAGCCUAAGAGAGAUAAGGGCGGCGAUAAGCAGGGUAUUACGAAAUAUAAGAAGGAAAAGGGUAAUCAAGGAUUCAAUGGAAGGGUUGAUGCUUAUUAUAUUGGCGAGCCUACUGGCACUGGCAUAGGAAGGAUAGGCUUGUCAC